Triticum turgidum subsp. durum (durum wheat) is the source of this 924-nucleotide messenger RNA. The record is from the annotation of a GenBank genome assembly. NCBI's taxonomy places the organism in Eukaryota, Viridiplantae, Streptophyta, Magnoliopsida, Poales, Poaceae.
AUGUUCCUUGAUCUCUCAUACAAUAAGUUCUCUGGAAUAUUGCCAAAGUGGUUACCAGAAAAAAUGCCACGAUUGGAAAUUUUGACGGUGAGAUCAAACAUGUUCAGUGGUCAUAUUCCCAAGAACCUUACUUGCCUUGAAAACCUUUAUUACUUGGACAUGGCCCAUAACAAUAUAUCAGGAUGCAUACCAUGGUUGCUAUCAAACUUGAAAGCAAUGAGAGUCAAAUAUAAGGAUGUGAUUGACUAUGUUUAUGCGGAUAGCAUGCCAGUAAUCACAAAAGGCCAAACACGUGAUUAUACUCUGGGCGUCUUCAGCCAAGUUGUGAAUCUUGAUCUGUCAUGUAACAGUUUAACAGGACAGAUUCCAGAGGAGAUAAGUUUGCUCAUUGGGCUCACCAGUUUGAAUUUAUCAAGUAAUCAUUUCACCGGCAAAAUCCCAAGCAAGAUAGAUCAUCUGAAGCAGUUGCAGUCCCUCGACCUAUCCUACAACAGUUUUUCUGGUGAAAUCCCAUCGGGUUUGUCGGCUCUAACCUAUCUGAGCUCCUUGAACUUGUCAUACAACAACUUGUCAGGCCCGAUACCAUCGGGGCCGCAGCUGCAAACUCUCGGCAACCAGAUUGAUAUCUACAUCGGCAACCCCGGUCUCUGCGGUCACCCUCUCUCCAAUAACUGCUCUACCGGUACUACUGACACAGAGCAAAGUGUCGUCCAUGAAGUUGCAGAUCAUAUCGCGUAUCUCUACCUUGGGAUGAGCAUAGGGUUUGUGGUCGGCCUUUGGACGGUGUUUUGCACCAUGUUACUGAGGAGAACCUGGGCGAUUUCCUACUUCCAGUUUGUUGACAAGUUGUAUGACGAGGUUUAUGUAUGGGUGGCUAUAACUCGGGCUCGCCUGAUGAAGAAGACCCGCAAAGAUGCAGCGUGA